Paramecium pentaurelia is the source of this 694-nucleotide messenger RNA. NCBI's taxonomy places the organism in Eukaryota, Ciliophora, Oligohymenophorea, Peniculida, Parameciidae. The record is from the annotation of a GenBank genome assembly.
UAUGAUUACUUUAAGUUAAUGGAAAGCAAAGAACUUCUUAGCCUCUACUUCAUCUCGAUACUAUAAAAUCCCUGAUGUUCCUGAACUCAAACCUAAAAAAUAAUAGAUCAGAAAUGUUAAAUACAAAUUUGAACUUGAUGAUGAUGUUGGUCAUAAGAUUUUGUAAUAAGUAUUACCUAGAAAUCCAUUAUUACCAAUGAGAAGAUAACAUUAACCUAGUAUCAAAUAAUUAAUGUUAGAUCCAUCUUAAUUAUCUGUCAUCUAACCUAAUUAAAGUCUACAAUAGAUCAAUUCUUCAAUAGAGGAAUCUAACAUUGGAUCUAAAACUAAUCGUUUUAAUAAACCUUCUCUAAAAAGGAAUUCUAGUCAACCCUUGUUGGAUGAAACAAAAUAAUUAUCUUUUCUUAAAAACAAUUCAUCCUCAAAAGAUAUUAAGAUCUCAGAACGAAAGAAAAGUAAGAUCUAUUUUGGAUCCACUGUUUAAGCAUCUUAAACUUAAACCAAAUUUGAAAUUGACUUUGAUUUUAAAAUUAGAGAUUCAUCAGUAAAAAGAAGAUUAUCUCAGAAAUAAUUCAAUCUUUAUAAGAAUAGAAAAAUAGCAGUUUCUAGUAUUGCAAAUCAAUAUAAACAUUAAAAGGAAGAAGAAAUAGAAGCAAGAAGAAAAUAAGUUAAAGAAUAAAUUGAACAACUAUGA